Messenger RNA from Caenorhabditis briggsae, 264 nucleotides. The record is from RefSeq and is a predicted model, not a curated record. The transcript is spliced from 3 exons. NCBI's taxonomy places the organism in Eukaryota, Metazoa, Nematoda, Chromadorea, Rhabditida, Rhabditidae. Bases 1 to 264 code for a protein of 87 amino acids.
AUGCGUUUCCUCGCCGCCGCUCUUCUCCUCGCCUUCGUCAUUCUCGCCACUUUCGAUGUGGCAUCCGCUCAGUCGCGCAUCGACCGCAGCGCUCAAUGGUUUAAGCCAUCGCCGAACGUGCGCUCACCAUCGUAUUCCAGGUCGCGUCUCGGCGGCUCUCGCCUCUUGCCACGUCGCAUGUACCGUAGUCUUCCACAAGCUGACUACCAGGCCAUGUGGGACAAGUUGAACUACAACGCCGAUUCCCAGGACUCUGACAUCUAG